AUAUCCGCUACAUCAACACAGAGUUAAAAGGAUUUGAUAUGGAAGUCGCGAUAUCUUUAUGAAUACUAGUGUAUGGGAACGAGCGAAGUCGUAAAGAUGAGAAAACUAAAACUCCAUUUUUCGACUGUUAUUUUACUUCUGCGAGAUCCAAAAAUUUGUCUUCUAUUGUUUCUUAUAGGAGCAGGAAUUGUGUUACAUUUGCGUACACGACACGAAAGCGUCAGAAUAGAUGAACGUGCUGCCAACUUUCGACAACGUCUCCUGCAUCAAGACUUAAGCGAUGAAAGAGAAAAUGAUAGAGGAUACAUGGAAACAGAAAAUCAGGGAAUUAAGGAGGAGAAAAGGGAAAAAUCAUUGUUACAGAGUCAGCGACAGGAAUAUGCUCGAGCUGCUAGUAACCUAAAGCUUAUACCGGACUUACACCACCAACAUCGGGUGAACAUUGACCAGCACAGGGAUCAAGAGAAGACACCAAGUGAAACACUUUCAAAGUUUUCUCCUAAACUGUAUCCACUUGAUUUCAAUUUAACCAGAAUUCUGCACCAGUACAAAAGGAAAGAAAAUGCUGAUUUACAACCAAUCAAUGUGUUAAAUUAUCGCUAUUUAAUCAAUCCAGGUCACACCUGUAGUGGGUCAGAUCUCAUACGGGUUUUAUUCAUUGUUAAAAGCUCCCCACACCAUUUUUCACAACGAGAAAUCAUUCGCGAUACUUGGGCUGACAGAAAACGGUUCCCGUGGGCUCGGACAAUCUUUUCCUUUGGAAUACCAAACAAAAACAACGUGACGUUAGCAGAUCUACACGAGGAAUCCGUUAGACACCAAGACAUUUUCCUUGUUAGUUACCUGGAUAGCUAUUUAAACCUAACCUUGAAGACAAUGAGUGGGUUGAAGUGGGCGGUAAGCAACUGUCACCGUGCUAUGCAUGUCGUUUCUGUAGACGAUGAUGUAUACGUCGCACCCGAUUUAUUACUCAGCUUUCUGGACAAUCUUCCUCGGUGGAAAGCAGAAACAUUAUUCUCUGGCCAUCGUCUUACAGGCACGAAACCAAUACGGGUCUCUUCAUCCAAAUGGUACACACCAAAGACUGAGUACCCUUUCAAAAAUUACCCGCCUUAUAUUUUCGGAGGAUUUGUUAUUAUGUCUAUGUCAACAGUGAGGAACUUCACGAUAGCAGCUAUGUAUACCAAACUAUUUAAAUUUGAGGAUGUGUAUUUAGGAAUUCUAGCGUCCAAACUUGGAAUAAAGAUCCGAGAUAAUAUAUUCGUUAACUCAGGACGGGCAUUCACCGUAUCAUCCGCAUUCAAAACCACAAUUGCUUCUCAUUAUUACGGUAAUCCAAAAGAUUUAAGAAAAGCGUGGGACUGCCAUUUGAGUAUCCUAGACCAGCACGAAGAUAAGGCAGUGUUUUGUGACUAUAUAGGCAAGCGACUAAAGCAGCUGAAAUCUGAAAUAAAUAGUAUAGCCGACUGGAUGGAAUUCGUACAGAAAAGGUCAAGCACUUGAAGUUGGUAUCCAGUAAUGAGUGGUGUUCCUACUUUUUAUUUUAGAUAGGGUUUGGACAACCUUCCAUACCAAUGUAAACAUGAUGUAACCGAUUUAAAUUUUCAGUUUUCAAGAAUAAUUAAAGACGUGAAGGAAAAAUACUAACACCUCGCCUUUCACAAGGCCAGGAUAACAAGAUGUAGGAGGCGUUUGAAAAUAACCCCGUGUAUUUAGUUAAUUUAUCAGAUAUGUUUUAUUUCCCUAUCAUAUCUCGACGAAUAAAAGGUGAACUACAAAAUGGUUGAUGUUUUGAGGCAGUGAGAGAGUUUAGUUAGUUUCAGUAGAUACAUUAUUUUACAAAUAUUUUAUAUAUUACUAUCAUUUUUAAAAAGGUAAUUUACCUACGUGGUGGAUACACAUUUCUUUGAUUUAUCCGAUACUAAAAAAGACGUCUGUUGGUGCCUUUACCCAUGAUCGCUAGAUGUUUUAUCAUAGCUUGGUUAUCAUGUUAAAUAACGCGGAAACCAUUUGUGCUGUUGAAGAGAGGACAGGUUUUUAUUGGAGAUAGGUCCCCAGUGGGAAAUAAGGUUAGUUAUUCAACACCUGUAUGAGGGACGGGUUUGUACGGUGACGUCCUAAAGGAGAGAUCGUUCUUUGUACAAUGAAGUUUUAUUAUAUACUUACCUGUUACAUACCACAGGCCUAGGUGGACGGUACAACGAUUGACAACGUGUGAAGGAGCGAUUUACCAUAUUCCAUUAUCCCCUGAAUAACAAUGCAUAGCCAGCCUUAAUGUAUUCUUGUAGUCCAACGGACCAGAACUGUAGAGAGUGGUGUUGUUAAUCUCUUAACCAGGGACCACUUGGUAAUGUUUACAUAAGUACUCUGGACAAUACUUAAAAUCGAUCUGUUCCGUUAUAUGUACGAACCCUAUUUAACUUCCUUACAAUCAGCGAUUACACAAUACAAAUACAGCUUUAACCACGUUGUUCACUUCUUUAGCCUGGGGUAGAAUAUGUAACUUUAAUCUUGUCUUUUAAGAGGGGUAGUCAUCACUCUGUUUUCGCUAGACAUGUCAAAUACAUUACUUAGCGUACGGCACUGGUAUGUUGUGUUUUUGUUUAUCCAACUUGAAUGGUUUAUAAACAGCUUACAACUCAUUUUAGGAAUGCGCAAAAUUCUUCAAUUGAUGUUAAUUAAGAGCCUUCCUAGUUUUUUUUAUAACAUAAAAACUCAACCAAGUUAAGCUUCGUGAUCCCCUAUGGGUACAUCUUCAUUAGAUUUUCUUCAAAUCUGCUCAGUUACAUCAACAAUUCGUAAGUGAAAUAUGUAAUAAACUUCUAAAAUCAAGUAACAUCCGCGGACAAUGACAGAAAAGCAUGGG
Messenger RNA from Pecten maximus, 2866 nucleotides. Its product is annotated as beta-1,3-galactosyltransferase 1-like. The record is from RefSeq and is a predicted model, not a curated record. The transcript has a single exon. Bases 73 to 1503 code for a protein of 476 amino acids. Gene Ontology annotation, cellular component: membrane. Lineage: Eukaryota; Metazoa; Mollusca; Bivalvia; Pectinida; Pectinidae. Gene Ontology annotation, molecular function: hexosyltransferase activity.